Messenger RNA from Striga hermonthica, 2235 nucleotides. The record is from the annotation of a GenBank genome assembly. NCBI's taxonomy places the organism in Eukaryota, Viridiplantae, Streptophyta, Magnoliopsida, Lamiales, Orobanchaceae.
AUGUUUUAUCGAAUCGUACGCUCGGCGUAUCCCUCAUCUCGCGAAUCGACGAACAAAGGUGCUUUCUCGGGCAUUUAUGGACUCCGGUCUGCUGUUCCGUCGGAGUUUUCGUCGGGUAAUGCAGUCAUUUCUUUCGAACACGGCGGACUAGGGUUGGUGAGGAGCUAUUUGACGUCGAUUCGAGGUGGUAAACAAGUCUCGAGGAGUAAUUUGUUCCAGGAAUUCAAGUCGGUGUUUGGAAACCCUAGCCUGCGGAGGACGUUCUGCAGUGAAGCGCCUAAGAAGAAGAAAUACGAAAACUACUAUCCGAAGAACAAGUCUGAAAUUCCAAAAGAAAACAAUCAGAAGUCCAGGGCCGAUGGGGCCAAAGAGGACUCAGGAGCAGGUGAACAAUGGAACAGUUCGGAAAUGUCGGAGUAUUUUCAAAACUACCUUCUUCCCCCAUUGUGGCUUGCUUUUGUGUUUACAUUGGGUGGUCCUAAUGACCAGAAGCAGGGUCCAGUUGGUCAAACGAAUGAUAAAGAACCUGUUGUAGAUCAAGGUGCUCUUGAGGAAAUGGCUGAUGAAAUCGAUGGUUUCGAAGAAAUUAGGGUUCAGGCGAGGGGUCAGUUGGAAAAUGAAGAGAAGAAUAUGGAUUUGGAUGUUAAAUCGGCUGAAGAUAAGGGCGAGACACGAACUAUCCUAUACAUAGGAAGGAGAAGCGGAAUUGGUAUUGGUGGUCCUGGUAUGAAGGGCGGUCGUGGAAUCUUCAAUAUUGGAAAAGCUCAUGUCACUAAGAUGGAUAAAAACUCCAAGAAUAAGGUCUUCUUCAAAGAUGUAGCCGGCUGUGAUGAGGCAAAACAGGAAAUCAUGGAGUUUGUGCACUUCCUGCAGAACCCAAAGAAGUACGAGGAGCUAGGUGCAAAAAUCCCGAAAGGUGCUCUCCUUGUCGGCCCUCCGGGGACAGGGAAAACCCUUCUCGCUAAAGCUACUGCAGGUGAACCUGGCGUGCCUUUCCUCUCGAUAUCUGGUUCGGAUUUCAUGGAGAUGUUUGUCGGGGUGGGGCCCUCGAGGGUACGGAGCCUUUUCCAGGAGGCAAGGCAGUGUGCCCCGAGCAUAGUUUUCAUCGACGAAAUAGACGCAAUUGGCCGGGCCCGCGGCCGUGGAGCUUUCUCAGGAGGAAAUGACGAGCGUGAGAGCACGCUGAAUCAGCUGCUCGUUGAGAUGGACGGGUUCGGGACGACAUCUGGCGUCGUCGUGCUGGCAGGUACUAACCGGCCCGAUAUUUUGGACAAGGCCUUGUUGAGGCCCGGGAGGUUCGAUCGCCAGAUCACCAUUGACAAGCCCGACAUAAAGGGACGAGACCAGAUAUUCCGAAUCUAUCUGAACAAGCUGAAGCUCGACCAGGAGCCUUCGUAUUACUCGCAGAGGCUUGCGGCCCUGACUCCAGGGUUUGCUGGGGCCGACAUUGCUAAUGUCUGUAACGAGGCGGCUUUAAUUGCUGCUAGGACCGAGAGCUCGAUAAUCACUAUGCAGCACUUCGAGUCGGCUAUCGACCGUGUGAUUGGGGGUCUUGAGAAGAAGAACAAGGUUAUCAGCAAGAUGGAGAGGCGGACCGUGGCUUACCACGAAUCGGGCCACGCCGUUGUCAGCUGGUUUCUCGAACACGCCGAGCCGUUGCUGAAAGUCGCGAUUGUCCCUCGUGGGACUGCAGCUCUCGGUUUUGCUCAGUAUGUUCCAAACGAAAACCUUCUCAUGACGAAAGAGCAGCUCUUUGACAUGACAUGCAUGACCCUUGGGGGACGAGCAUCUGAGCAGGUCUUGCUGGGGAAAAUAUCGACAGGGGCCCAAAACGACCUUGAGAAGGUAACUAAAAUGACGUACGCCCAGGUGGCGAUCUAUGGUUUCAGUGAGAAAGUCGGUUUGUUGUCAUUUCCUCAAAGGGAAGAUGGUAUGGAGAUGUCAAAACCGUACAGCAGCAAAACGGCUGCCAUUAUACACAAUGAGGUCAGGGAAUGGGUCGGCAAAGCAUACACUCGAACAGUCCAGUUGUUAGAGGAGCACAAGGACCAUGCGACCAAGAUUGCCGAGCUGCUGCUCGAGAAAGAAGUCUUGCAUCAGGAUGACUUGAUCCGAGUCCUGGGGGAGCGCCCGAUCAAGUCAAGUGAGCCCAUGAAUUAUGAUAGGUUCAAGCAAGGGUUUGAGGAGGAAGAAAUAAAGGAGGAGAGUGGAGAUAGUUUAAACCGUGGAGGAUAA